AUGAGCGAGAAUAAUCCCAAAACCCCUCUUCCACCUUCUUCAACCGGAGAUCAUGCCUCAACCAAAUAUUCACGAAACAAAACCCAUAUCAACCCACCAGAAACGGCAAUUCCAGAUACCGCAACCCUGAGAGAUCAAUGGAAGUUCGCCAUCAGACAGUACAGCAAAUGGUACUCUCACGCUUGGGGAACCGCCAUUCUUGCCGGAACUGCUUUCUUCGCCCUUGGUUGGUUCAUCAAGGGUGAAAAUCCCAUUCCCUCUUUCAACUCCAACAACAACAAACCUUCUUCAUCUCAUCAAGACAAGGACAAACCUCCCCAACCCCAGUGA
Lathyrus sativus (Indian pea) is the source of this 330-nucleotide messenger RNA. NCBI's taxonomy places the organism in Eukaryota, Viridiplantae, Streptophyta, Magnoliopsida, Fabales, Fabaceae. The record is from the annotation of a GenBank genome assembly.